This is a messenger RNA of Eucalyptus grandis, 1814 nucleotides long. Its product is annotated as alpha-1,3-arabinosyltransferase XAT3. The record is from RefSeq and is a predicted model, not a curated record. The transcript has 3 exons. NCBI's taxonomy places the organism in Eukaryota, Viridiplantae, Streptophyta, Magnoliopsida, Myrtales, Myrtaceae. Gene Ontology annotation, molecular function: glycosyltransferase activity. Bases 499 to 1317 code for a protein of 272 amino acids.
AUCUCCUCAUUUCUGCUUUGGGACUUGCUUUAUAAAUAAAAUACGAUGCUCCAACUAAAGCUUCUCUGUCAUAUCCCCAGGAAGUCUUACAAGACUGCCUGUUUGCACAGGAAGACGUGCAAGAAACUUUAAGAAAAAUGAGACACCUUGACCCCAGUGAAUCGCUCAUUUCAGGGUUUCAUCAGAAAAAAUCCACGGACUUGGCUCAGUAUUUUAGUUUGACGGAUUAUGGGGAAGCAGUCGAAGCGCCCAGUGCUUGGAGCAGCAUCAAUGGCCUGUUUGCUGAUUGCGGUUUCGCUCUAUAUCGGCCUUCUCGUGUUUCUUUCAUGAAGGAUUCAGAUUGCAAAUCAGAGGGGCAAUAAUGAUUCCACAGAGGAAGAUGAAGUCACUGAAGAGAGAGACGCUCUCAAGGAUCUACUCAGAAGACUAGUAUCAGGAGAAGAGAGAAACCAGCUUGAGUUUGAAGAGUUCACAUGCCAUUUCGACCUCCACACCGAAAUGUGUCUCUCGGCAAAACCCGUGAGGAUCUCCAAUGGCGGCUUGACUGUUCACGUACCGUCCCAUGGAUCUCAGUUUGAGCGCUCAGUUCGACCCUACGCGAGGAGAGAUGACGAACAUAUGAUGAAACCAAUCACUCGGGUGGAGAUACUUCACGGGGACGUGGCUAAUUUACCGCCCUGCAAUUUCAGGCACAGCAUCCCUGCAGUGAUCUUCUCGACAGCCGUUACAGGAAACGUCUUCCACGAGUUCAGCGAAAUCAUCAUCCCCUUGUUCCUCACAUGCCGGCACUUGCGAUCGCAGCUGAAGUUCGUCACCACCGAUCGCAAUGCGUCAUGGAUUCAGAAAUACUCUGGGAUUUUGAACCGCUUGUCCGAUUACGAGGCUCUCAAUUUAGACGAUGGGAGUGUUCACUGCUUUCCAGGGGCAGUUGUGGGACUCAGGUACCACGACAUUCUAGCCCUCAACACCAGCGACGUCCCUGCAGGAUACUCCAUCCGUGAAUUCAGGCAAUUCCUCAGAGAAUCUUACGAUGUGAAGAUAAAGAACGUGCACGAGAUUGAAAAGCUACAGAAGCCGAUCCUGAUCCUUAUUUCCAGGAACCACACGAGAAAAUUCCUGAACGAGGACGCUGUCGUGGAACUGGCACAAGAGUUGGGCUUUCAAGUGGCGAGGGCAGGGACUGAUGCGAUGUCGAAUCUAGAGCUGUUGGCGAAGAUGCUCAGUUCGUGCAACGUUUUGGCUGGAGUCACGGUGCGGGUCUUACUAAUGAGAUCUUUUUGCCAGACGGCGCAGUGGUAUUUCAGGUGGUGCCGCUAGGAACAGACUGGGCUUCGACCACUAUUUCAAUAUUCCAGCGACUGCAAUGGAUCUGCAGCAUCUGGAAUAUAAGAUAGAGCCCAAGGAGAGCUCCCUGUCCGAAGUAUACAGGCUGGAUGAUCCAGUGAUUGUCGACCCUGGAUCUGUCUUUGCGAAGCUGGGGUACCAAGCAGCGAGGGUUGUGUAUUUCGAUGGCCAAAAUGUGAAGAUCAACCUGAACAGAUUUAAGGACACGCUACAGGAAGCAAUGAGACUUGUUAGACAUUCCAUGACUUAGGGCUGAGUUCAUUGUCAUUACGCAACAGAAGGCAGCACUGUUGGCUUUUCUGUCAUCUGUUUCUGGACAUACACCGCAAUUUUUGGUUGAAGAAAAAUUCUAUUGCUUUGUAUGCUACAAAAUUUGAUAACUCUUCAUAUUUGUAAACUGCGAAUAAGGUUGGUAUUAUGCAAAAUGUAAUUGGUAGUAAGUCAGAUUUACUUAUUUUCAAUAAUCAAUA